This is a messenger RNA of Sciurus carolinensis (gray squirrel), 4464 nucleotides long. RefSeq names its product NLR family pyrin domain containing 12 (gene Nlrp12). Gene Ontology annotation, cellular component: cytoplasm. Lineage: Eukaryota; Metazoa; Chordata; Mammalia; Rodentia; Sciuridae. The transcript has 10 exons. Bases 107 to 3292 code for a protein of 1061 amino acids. Gene Ontology annotation, biological process: cellular response to cytokine stimulus; positive regulation of MHC class I biosynthetic process; negative regulation of canonical NF-kappaB signal transduction. Gene Ontology annotation, molecular function: protein binding. The record is from RefSeq and is a predicted model, not a curated record.
CUCCCUGGGCUGCAGCAGCCUGUCCUCAGCUUCGCCUGCCGACAGUCCACGGUGGGCAUGCUGAGGCUGCCCCUGUCCUGUGCACAGAAGCGUCCAGGGGGCCCCCAUGCGGCCAGCCACAGCCAGGGGCGGCCUCUGCCGCCUGUCCACCUACCUGGAAGAACUCGAGGCUGUGGAACUGAAGAAGUUCAAGCUGUACCUGGGGACCGCGACAGAGCUGGGGGAGGACAAGAUCCCCUGGGGACGACUGGAGACCGCGGGGCCCCUGGAAAUGGCCCAGCUGCUCGUGGCCCACUUGGGGACCAGGGAGGCCUGGCUGCUGACUCUCCACAUCUUUGAUCAGAUCCACAGGAAGGACCUGUGGGAGAGAGGACAGAGAGAGGAGCUGGGGAGAGUUACUCCAGCGGGUGGUUGGUGCUCACUUGGAAGUCCAUCAGCAGGCCUUGUGGAAGUCUGUCCCGACACUCCAAGGAAAGAUCCCCGGGAAACCUACAGGGACUAUAUCCGCAGGAAAUUCCGGCUGAUGGAGGACCGCAAUGCGCGCCUCGGGGAAUGCGUCAACCUCAGCCGCAGGUACACCCGGCUGCUCCUGGUGAAGGAGCACGCCGAUCCCAUGCGGGCCCAGCAGAAGCUUUUGGACACAGGCCGGGGACACGCGAGAGCCAUGGGACACCAGCCCAGCCCCAUCCAGAUAGAGACCCUCUUUGAGCCAGACGAGGAGCGCCCAGAACCACCACGCACCGUGGUCUUGCAGGGGCCAGCGGGGAUGGGGAAGUCCAUGCUGGCCCACAAGCUCAUGCUGGACUGGGCGGAUGGGAGGCUCUUCCGAGACAGGUUUGAUUAUCUUUUCUACAUUAACUGCCGGGAGCUGAACCGGAGCGCCGACGAGCAGAGCCCGCAAGACCUCCUCUCCGGCUGCUGGCCGGAGUCCAGGGUGCCCCUGCGGGAGCUCGCCUGCGCCCCCGAGCGCCUGCUGCUCAUCCUCGACGGCUUCGACGAGCUCAAGCCUGCUUUCCACGAUCCCCAGGGACCCUGGUGCGUCCGCUGGGAGGAAAGACGUCCCACCGCGCUGCUCCUUGGCAGCCUGAUUCGGAAGAAGCUGCUGCCCGAGAUGUCCCUGCUCAUCACCACGCGGCCCUCGGCCUUGGAGAAGCUGCACCGCUUGCUGGAGCACCCCAGGCACGUGGAGAUCCUGGGCUUCUCCGAGGAGGAAAGGGAGGAGUACUUCUCCAAGUAUUUCCGCAGUGCCGAGCAGGCCAGCCAAGUCUCGAGUUUCGUGAGGGACAACGAGCCCCUCUUCACCAUGUGCUUUGUCCCCAUGGUGUGCUGGGUCAUUUGCACCUGCCUCAAGCAGCAGCUGGAGGGCGGGGAGCUCUUGAGACAGCCUUCCAGGACCACCACCGCCGUGUACACGCUCUACCUCCUGAGUCUAAUGCAACCCAGACCAGGGACCCCGACCCUCAAACGCCCUCUUAACCCCAGGGGGCUGUGCUCUCUGGCAGCAGAGGGCCUGUGGCAUCAGAAAAUCCUGUUUGAGGAGCAGGACCUCCGGAAACACGGCCUGGAUGGGGUGGAUGUCUCUGCCUUCCUCAACACCACCAUCUUCCAGAAGGACAUAGACUGUGAAAAGUCCUACAGUUUCAUCCACCUGAGCUUCCAGGAGUUCUUUGCGGCCAUGCACUACGUCCUGGAGGGUGGGGGAAGUGGGCCAGGCCCAGGCCAGACCCUGGCUGGGCUGUUGACCGAAUACGGGUUUUCAGAAAGGAGUUUCCUUGCGCUCACAGUCCGCUUCCUGUUUGGGCUACUGAAUGAGGAGCUGAGAAGCCACCUGGAGAAGCAUCUUUGCUGGAAGGUCUCCCCGCACGUCAAGAUGCACCUGCUGGAGUGGAUCCAAAGCCAAGCUGGGAGCCAGGGCUCCACCCUGCAGCAGGGCUCCCUGGAGCUCUUCAGCUGCCUCUAUGAGAUCCAGGAGGAGGAAUUCAUACAACAGGCCCUGAGCCACUUCCAGGUGGUGGUGGUCAGCGACAUCGCCACCAAGAUGGAGCACAUGGUCUGCUCCUUCUGUGCCAGGAGCUGCAAGAGGGUCCUGGUCCUGCACUUGAAUGGAGCUGCCCACAGUGCCGACCAGGAAGGCAGCUCCAGGAGGACUUCUGGGACAUGGGCAUCCUCAGUGCGGUCAGCUGAGAGGAGCCUGCUGCCGGAUUCCUACAGUGAGCACCUUGCUGUGGCGCUGAGCACCUGCCCUGACCUGACAGAGCUGGCUUUGUACCGGAAUGCCCUGGGCAGCCGCGGGGUGCAGUUGCUCUGCCAAGGACUCAGACACCCCCGCUGCCGGCUGCAGAACCUCAGGCUGAAGAGGUGCUGCUUCUCCAGCUCUGCCUGCCAGCACCUGGCCACAGCCCUCACUGCCAACAAGAAUUUAAUCAGGAUGGAUCUGAGCAGCAAUAGCCUGGGGCUCCCCGGCAUGACCUUGCUCUGCGAGGGGCUGCGGCACCCCCAGUGCAGGCUGCAGAUGAUUCGGUUGAGGAAGUGUCUGCUGGACGCGGGGGCUUGUGGGGAGAUGGCCUCUGCGCUGAGCGCCAGCCCACACCUGGAGGAGCUGGACCUGACAGGAAACCCCCUGGAGGACUCGGGCCUGCGGCUGCUGUGUCAAGGCCUGAGGCACCCAGGCUGCAGGCUGCGCACCCUGUGGUUGAAAAUCUGCCACCUCACAGCUGCUGCCUGUGAAGACCUGGCCUCCACCCUCAGUGUGAACCAGGGUCUGACAGAGCUGGACCUGGGGCUGAACGACCUGGGGGACCCCGGGGUGCUGCUGCUGUGCGAAGGCCUCAAGCACCCCAAGUGCAAUCUCCAGACCCUAAGGUUGGGCAUCUGCAGGCUGGGCUCCGCCGCCUGCGCGGGCCUCUCCGAGGUGCUGCGGCUCGGCGGCCGCCUCCGCGAGCUGGAUCUGAGCUUCAACGACCUGGGAGACGCGGGCCUGCGGCUGCUGGCCCAGGGGCUGCAGCAGCCCACCUGCAGGCUGCAGAAGCUGUGGCUGGACAGCUGCGGCCUCACUGCCCAAGCCUGUGAGGACCUCUCCUCCACGCUGGGGCGCAACCAGACCUUGACGGAGCUCUACCUGACCAACAACGCGCUGGGGGAUGCGGGCGUGCGGCUGCUCUGCCAGGGCCUCAGACGCCCGCGCUGCAGACUCCGAGUGCUCUGGUUGUUCGGGGUGGACCUGAGCGAGACCACCCACAGGCGGUUAGCAGCCCUGCGCAGGUCAAAGCCCUCCUUGGACCUGGGCUGCUGAGGGCGCUGCCUGUGCUCAGGAAGACGCAGCCAUGUCCACUCGCCACCCCCAGGACCACUGUCCUCAAGGACUGCAGACCAGAAGCCCUGUCAGGUUUGGAGCCUGUGAGCGGCCUGUGAUGGAACGUUCACGUCCUUACACAGGGACGUGGGGCACGGAUGGGGAGCCCCAUUGGAGGCCAGCCUCAACUACCUACCCAAACCCUGUCUCAGCAAAAGCUCAGGACUGGGCUGUGGCUCAGGGGUACGAGCCUUCUGGCUUCAGGCCCCAGCAGCAACCCCUAACCGGGGCGUAAAACCCCUCAAUGAUCAGGAGGCUGUUUUGGCCUCCGGGAAUGCUUGGCCAACUCAGGAGACCCGGUCACCGCCGUGGUGGAUGGGAAAUUCACACCCACAACUCACUCCAAAAGAUCCACUGUGCCAGCUGUUACAUAGCAUUUCCCUUGUAUUAGGUAUCAUAAGUAACGUAGAGAUGGUUUAAAGUACACUGGAGGCCCAGGGUGGUGGCCAUACUCUAAACCUAGUGGCUAGGAGGCUGAGGAUGGAAAGUCAAGGCUAGCCCAGGCAAUAUGGUGAGACCCUAUCCGGAAAUCAAAAAUGAGAUGGGGAUGUAGCUCAGUGGCAGAGUGCCCCUGGGUUCAAACCCAGUAACCAAAAAAAAAAAAAAAAAAAAAUGUAGGACGACUUUCCUUCUGAGGCCAAGGAAGAGGGACGAGCUUAGGUCAUUCCUGGGAAAGGAAGGUGGCCUGUGAGUUUGUGCUUACAGAGUGACAAUUUUUCAGUGCCAGGGGACUCCACGUAAGGGAAGGUGAAAUAGAAAAGAAUGAAAGCAACCCACUUGGUUCUGACCUGACUCCGUUGUGUGCUUGCUUACAGUGUUUUCUUUUCAGCCUCCUGAAGCUGCGUCUAUGUUGACAGUUCAUCGGGACCUUCCCAAGUCCCUGACUCUGGCCCUGAUCUAUAACAAAAAGACUCUGAGACGUAUAAUCAAAAUGAUUCUCUUGCUUAAUCAGAAUAUCUGUCUCAACAGGGUCUUUCUGACCUACAUGUGCCUCAAUUAUUCUAGUGGGUUUUGUGGAUUUUGCCUUUAUAAACUCUGUUCUUCCAAAAUUCAGGUGUUGGGAGAUCUUUGCCGCAUCAACCUGCUCCCAGCCUCUUGUCUGGCUUGCUCAU